Messenger RNA from Lineus longissimus, 821 nucleotides. RefSeq names its product cartilage matrix protein-like. Bases 144 to 821 code for a protein of 225 amino acids. The record is from RefSeq and is a predicted model, not a curated record. Lineage: Eukaryota; Metazoa; Nemertea; Pilidiophora; Heteronemertea; Lineidae. The transcript has 3 exons.
UCCAAGACGGAUCACGAAUCAAGUCACGAAUUCAGUAUAGUCUUAGUCACGGUCACGGCCAGGAAGGAGUGGUUGCUAAUGCCAAACUCUGAGAGUGCAUUGCACAACGUUUUGCAUUGCACAAAGUUCACAGUGUCGCUAAGAUGCUGACAGAUGGCGGAGCUUGUGUCAUCCUUUGGCUCUUGUUGUCGGGCGCGAAUGUAGCCAAGACGACAGCAGCUCCUUGCAACCCGAACGCCCAGGUUGACAUCUACUUCAUGAUAGACGCCUCAGGUAGCGUCAAGGCUCAGAACUUCCCACAUCUUCUCCAGUUUGUGAACAUCCUGAUCGGGUCCCUUCCCAUUGGCCAGAACCAGGUCAGAGUAGGCGUCUACAGGUUCAACCACCAACCCACCUUCAUAUUUCCCCUAAACAGGUAUUACAACAAGGCCGCCAUGCAACGAGCAGUCAGCGCCAUCCGGUUUACUGCGGGAACGACUGGAACUUUUCGCGUACUGAGGCAAAUGAGGCUGAAUGGCUUUACUGCCGCAAAUGGUGACCGGCCAGGUGUCCACAACAUCGGUAUUCUCAUAACCGACGGCAUCUCGAACAACCCCUACCAAACCAUCGCCGAGGCAACCGCGUGCAAGAGAGCCGGCAUUGAACUCUUCUGCGUCGGCGCACAAAUACCCUCGAUGAAGGAGGUCACGGCCAUAGCCUCGAAGCCGAAGAAACCUCACUUGUUCCGCGUGAAUAAGUUUCAUCAGAUGAAGAGUCAAGCGCCCGCGAUAUUCAAAAAGAUUUGCAGUCAGAUCUCGAAGUACUUCUCAAAUGGUGAGUAA